UUUGGCCGAAUUUCCCGUGCAGUGUCAGCUUUUCGCGAAAACAUGGACGUUUCUCCCGAUGUUUGGGGUCAACUGGCCUUAGAAGCCUCCCAAGUCUACCUCACAGAUGGCACCGCAGCUAAAAGCCCUUUCGCCGGAACGACAGUCGAGAAACUACCAGACAAAGUCCUCCUCCACAUCUUCAGUUACCUAACCCACAAAGAAAUAUGUCGAAUGGCGCGAGUGUGCAAAAGAUGGCGCUUGAUAGCAUACGACACCAAACUCUGGAAGAACGUCUCGCUCCGCCCGGAAAUUUCAGGACUCCACGUGGGAUCCCUGGAAGCCCUACUCGCCCUGAUCAGCGUCAGGUUCGGACCUUCCCUGCGCUACAUCGAGCUCCCCAUAGAACUCAUCACACACACCGUGCUGCACGAGCUGGCCAACAAGUGUCCCAACCUCACCCACAUGCUGCUUGACUUCUCUACAGCUAUGCAGCUGCACGACUUCAGCGAGCUGCAAGCCUUCCCCACCAAGCUGCGGUACCUGUGCAUUUGCCUCUCCGAGGUCAUCUUCAUGGAGGGCUUCAUGCGCAAGAUCUACAACUUCAUCAAUGGCCUUGAGAUCCUGCACCUGCUCGGCACUUACGAGAAGAUUGAGGAGGAGGAGGAGGAGAUCUACGAGGUCAUCAAUGUGCAUAAGCUGAAGUCGGCUACGCCUAAUUUGAGGGUGAUUAAUUUGUAUGGGAUCAACUUCGUGGAUGACAGUCAUAUUGAUGCUUUUAGUUCCAAUUGUAUACAGCUUGAAUGCCUGGCAGUAAACUACUGCAAUAAAGUUACAGGAUCGACCAUGAAAACUCUAUUCCAAAGAAGCAGGAGGCUGAAGUGUUUACUAAUGAAUGGAACAAACCUGCAAAGUGAAUAUCUCAUGCAAGUUGAAUGGGAAAAAUGUUCCGUACAGGAACUAGACAUAACGGCAACAGAUCUGUCAACAGAAUGCCUGCAGGAUAUGCUCACCAGACUGCCAGGACUGAGGUUCCUGAGUGCAGGACAAUUGAAUGGAUUCAAUGAUUCUGUUCUUAAAACUUGGAUGGAGGCUGGAAACCCAAGAAAUUUGAUAGCCUUGGAUUUAGACAGCUCAGAUAAUUUGAGCGAAGAGGCGAUCUAUAAAUUCCUCUGUAAACACGGACAUCAAUUAUGGGGCAUUGGAUUAUCCGGGAUGCCACAUAUCACGGAUUCACUAUGGCAAACAGUUUUGCCAAUUUUGACAAAUGCUAAAAUACUGAUUAUGGGAACACAAGAGCGACUAGGAGUGAAUAUUUUGGUAGAUCAACUGAUGGACAGCAUUGCUCAUAACUGUCCAAAUCUGGAGCGAAUAGAGCUCCGGUGGGAUCCAGAAAACUUGAGAUUCUCAGACAAGAGUCAGAAAGCUAUCGACACCAUCAGAGUGAAAUGUUUGAAAUUAAGGUGUUUAUGUUUGAGCGAUGGACGGUACUACGAGGUAGUGAAGGCCAAUUUCGAGAGAGCUGAUAGGAUGACUGUAGUCAGGACAUUAACAAAUUGUAGAAUUUCGAAUUAUUAUUUAUUGUCGAACUAUAAAGACCUGAUUUUCAAUUAA
Phaedon cochleariae (mustard beetle) is the source of this 1593-nucleotide messenger RNA. The record is from the annotation of a GenBank genome assembly. Lineage: Eukaryota; Metazoa; Arthropoda; Insecta; Coleoptera; Chrysomelidae.